This is a messenger RNA of Hypomesus transpacificus, 1291 nucleotides long. RefSeq names its product Galectin-related protein A-like. NCBI's taxonomy places the organism in Eukaryota, Metazoa, Chordata, Actinopteri, Osmeriformes, Osmeridae. Bases 52 to 489 code for a protein of 145 amino acids. The record is from RefSeq and is a predicted model, not a curated record. The transcript is spliced from 4 exons. Gene Ontology annotation, molecular function: carbohydrate binding.
CUCAGUUGGCAUCCCUGUAGGAGAAUUACCUCCUCGCUACAAGAAAGAGGAAUGGCAGAGAAAGACAUCAAUACAAACGAGGAUUAUAUCGGGGAGAUAAAGGGGGGUAUGCGGCCUUCGAUGAAGCUCAUUGUCAUGGGUAUUGUUAACAAAAGACCCAGGAGCAUAGAGGUGACCCUGUCCAGCGACCCCCCGGAAGAGGACGCAGAGGGCGACGUGGGGUUGCAGGUCAAGGUCAGCUUCAUGGACAAGGCCGUGAUGCGGAACGCUCGUCUGGCAGGAAAGUGGGGUCCCUCUGAAAACACUCUGUCCUACUUCCCCUUUGCUGCCGGGGAGCCAUUCAAGAUGGAGAUAGUGUGUGAGCACCAGCAGUUCCGCAUCCUGGUGGACGGCCAGCCACUGUGUGGCUUCACUCACCGGCUACCUCAACUCGCUUCACUCACCGCCCUGAGGGUGCUGGGAGACCUGCAGCUCACCAAGGUGGCCUGAUCCGGGGGCCUGGAGCCCCAAAGACGAGACGACAGCAAUGGAGGGACACACUGCUGCAGCGAUGAAUGAAUUGUGACUUCUAAUUGAUUCUGGAUGAACACCUGGUUUUCGGUCAUUUGUUAAGACAAGUGCCUUUACUAGAUGACUUAGUGACCUGUUUGCUUUAGUGACUUGAAGAAUUUGACGCUAGCCUGAAUGUAGUGGCUGUAAGCCUGAUGAACUAAGAGGAACCCAGUCUAGGUUGAAUAUAUCUAUAUUGAUGUAUAUUGAUCGUAGAACCCAAUAAGGAAACAUAGGUAUUUGUCUUUAGCCUAUGAUCCUCUUGAAUGUUAUUUUUUAUACAACCAUGUAUGGUUAAUGAAACAUGCUGCAUUCAACAAGGUACAGUAAGGUAAGACAGGAGUGAAGCACACAGCCCUCUAAUGUGAAUGUGUUUAAAAUUCUGCUGUCCUCUUCGAUCUUUCUAAAACAAUCCUGUGUAAAAAUUGGCAACUGAAUUUCAUUGGUUUCUUUAUACUGAAUCAUAAAAAUAAUGUCUUACAUUUGUAUGGCCGGCUCAAUAAUGGUGUCAUUUAAAUUAAACAAAAGUACUGUACAAUAGUGCAUGCCAAUGUUUUUGUAGAUCAUUGUAGUACUGUAUCAACAUGUAACCACUCAAUAUUAGAUCUUGGAGCAUUACGAGAUUCUCGUUGGAUCUCUUUGCUGCAGACAAUGAAGGUUAACACUUCACAAGUCAAUACUUUUUUUUUUAACCCAAAUGUACUGUGGAGAAACAUUUACUUUGGAAUGAAUUGUGAAAAUG